Messenger RNA from Magnolia sinica, 669 nucleotides. Its product is annotated as pentatricopeptide repeat-containing protein At5g16640, mitochondrial-like. The transcript has 2 exons. Lineage: Eukaryota; Viridiplantae; Streptophyta; Magnoliopsida; Magnoliales; Magnoliaceae. The coding region runs from base 1 to 669 and encodes 222 amino acids. The record is from RefSeq and is a predicted model, not a curated record. Gene Ontology annotation, molecular function: protein binding.
AUGGAAAAUGGGUUAUAUCUGACUGUCGUGACUUUAAAUAUUCUUCUUAAUUGCUUUUGUCACGAUUCAAGGGUUUACAAAGCUAAGAGUAUGUUGGAUAGGAGUAUCGAAUUGGAAUGGGACAUUGGUGUUGUGGGGUAUAAUACUGUGUUGAGUGGGUUUUGUAGGAUCGGAGGGCGGUUGAGAGUUUUGAACCUUUUGGCCAGUAUUUUCAAGAGGGUGAUUGCACCAAAUACUAGGACGUACAAUAUCGUGAUUCAUAGCCUUUGCAAGGCUAGAAUGGUGGGAGAUGCAUGUGAAGUUAGUGAGUUAUUUGUGAGGAUGGAUAUGGAGAAGAUUGUCCCGAAUAUGUUCACAUAUACCAUUAUAAUCUGUAGUCUUUGUAAAGAAGGGAAAUUUCUAGAAGCUACUGAUCUUUUUGCAAAGUCUAUUGAACAUGGUUGUUUGCCAGAUUUGGUUGCAUACACGGCUCUAGUUGAUGGGUUGGUUAAGAACAGGAUGUUUAGUGAAGGGCUACAACUAUUAAAUAGAAUGCUGGAGCAAGGUUUGGUUCUGAAUGUUGUAUUGUAUGAUUUGUUAAUUAGGGCAUUUUGUAGGGAGGGUUUCUGUGGUAGCUGGAAGAUGUCGCAUGUUUCUCUUUUACUGGACAAAAUGCUUGUAAAUAGAUGA